CAGUUUAUAUUUUCAGCUUGGUCAUGUUUUCACUGUACGCUGUGCGUAUGCGCAACAAACCGUUGCAAUAAUCGAUGUAAUCUUUUUCCAUUGUUUAAUUUAAUUAAAUACUUGUUUGUAUUUAUCCGAAUAAAUAUCUCUACAUACCCUGUGGAAGUGUGUAAAGUGAAGUUCAAAUGUCUGGAAAAGAAAGAGGUUUGUUUCGAAAUAUUUUAAAAAAUUUUAUUGCAUCAUUUAAACCAACCCAACAUAAGCUAAUUGGCGAAGAUUAUUAUGGUACAAAAUAUUACGAAAUUGAAAACCCAAGAACAAGGAGAAAGAACUCAACUCGAUAUUUUGUACCUGUAAAUGAAGAUGAUAACAUGCAAGAAUUACCAAUAGAAUGGGAGUCAUGGUUAAGAUAUCGUCGAAAAGAUCCACCGUCAGAAGAAGAAAUAAGACAAAAUUAUCAAUUACAAAUGAUCAAAAAACGAAAUGCUGCAGAACUAGAAGCAAAACAUGUAAGUAAUGGAUUACAAAAGCAAAAGCAAAUUAACGAAGGAGAACGUAUACCAUUUCCAAUUUAUGAGGAGUAUAAAAAUUAUGGUCAAGAUUAUAAGAUAAAAUAUGAUGAACAAAAGCACAAAAAAGAUAAAUAGACAUAAAUAAAAUAUCUGA
Molecule: messenger RNA, 657 nt
Organism: Bombus impatiens (common eastern bumble bee)
Lineage: Eukaryota; Metazoa; Arthropoda; Insecta; Hymenoptera; Apidae
Product: NADH dehydrogenase [ubiquinone] 1 alpha subcomplex assembly factor 2
Exons: 2
Coding region: 177-638 (153 amino acids)
Biological process (GO): mitochondrial respiratory chain complex I assembly
Cellular component (GO): membrane
Source: RefSeq, a predicted model, not a curated record